UUUAAGGCGACCAGUUGGUGGAUGACAUAUACAAGGCGACAUAUAGAAUAGGCAGCCAUGAGAAUUCAGUUAGUAUUGGUCGUGAUUUUGGUGACAAAGUUGGCAAGCUCGGCUACUUCUAAGAAACCGAAAGGCGUUGUGGGACGAUGUGGAUUGGACGACGAGGGAAAGGCGGGGCUUAUCGCUUCACCGAAUUUCCCCCAUGCUAAUUAUCCGCCAGAUUCCGUCUGCAAUUACACAGUGACCGUGGCAGAGAAUUCUGUGAUUAAAUUCGAGUUCUUAUACACGGACAUGGAAGACGGGCCUACGCAGAAGCUAAGCAGUUGCUAUGCGGACUAUGUCGUCAUAACUGAAGAUGACAAUGAAGAAUCAACAAUGGUCGGUAACCAGAGAUUCUGUGGUUACGACACUCCGUUCAAUCCAGUGUUAACCAAAGGCAACAAAGCUUACAUUUGGUUUCGAUCUGACGAUACUAUAGAAAAAGAAGGAUUCGUCAUCAGAUGGAAAGCUGUUCAAGCGCCAAGGGAAACAUUCGCCUGCGAUUUCGAAUCUAGGAAUGGUUACUGCAGCGGAUGGCGACAAUUAGAACCGAGAAGCACGAUUCGUUGGAAGGUGAACCGAGGUCAAACAAGGUCAAGCAGACGUCACUGGGUCACUGGACCGUGGUACGACCACACCAAGAAUAACAUAGGUGGAUCCUAUGUCUUUGCCGAAGCGACUGGUAUGAGACAAGGCGACGUAGCCACUCUGAUAUCUCCUUACUUUUCAAUGAUGAAAACGGAAAGAUACUGCUUGUCAUUCUGGUAUCACAUGUACGGUUCCGGCAUCGGGACUUUUGCUAUUUAUGAGGUGCAAACAGAUGGAGCUCAGGACCCUCGAUUCCCGCUUCGUGGGAGAAACAUUUUCCUUGAAGCUGGGGAGAAAGGCAAAAGUUGGCAGGAAGGAAAACUUACAUUAAACAGAAGGGCUGUGCCGAUGAGGUUUAUCUUCGAAGCGACAAGAGGAAAUUCAUACAAGGGCGAUAUCGCCAUUGAUGACAUCACAAUCACAGAAGACGAAUGCCAAGAACCGAAAUAAGCUGGCUGGUGGCGACCGCAGCAUUUCAGAAGAAAAUUACGUUUUCACGAUAUUAGUUCGAAUGCUUCAAUAAAAGUUUCCUUCAUUUCAAACGUCACUAUUUUUCGAAUUUAUCCAAAGUAUGGUUUGGGAGGAAUAUUUUAGAUCACAUUUUCAUUUUGCCAUUGCUAAAAACGAUCCGAAUUGAGGAUC
Messenger RNA from Styela clava, 1269 nucleotides. RefSeq names its product MAM domain-containing glycosylphosphatidylinositol anchor protein 2-like. The record is from RefSeq and is a predicted model, not a curated record. NCBI's taxonomy places the organism in Eukaryota, Metazoa, Chordata, Ascidiacea, Stolidobranchia, Styelidae. Gene Ontology annotation, cellular component: membrane.